Molecule: messenger RNA, 723 nt
Organism: Paramisgurnus dabryanus
Lineage: Eukaryota; Metazoa; Chordata; Actinopteri; Cypriniformes; Cobitidae
Source: RefSeq, a predicted model, not a curated record
AAUGACAUCACCUCUUCACGCACUGACAUCACCUCUUUAAGCACUGACAUCACCUCUUCGCGCACUGACAUCACCUCUUCGCGCAAUGACAUCACCUCUUUAAGCACUGACAUCACCUCUUCGCGCACUGACAUCACCUCUUCGCGCAAUGACAUCACCUCUUCGCACAAUGACAUCACAUCUUCAAGCACCAAAAUCACAUCUUUGCGCACCGUCAUCACCUCUUCGUGCACUGACAUCACCUCUCUGCGCAAUGACAUCACCUCUCUGCGCAAUGACAUCACCUCUUCACGCACUGACAUCACCUCUUCACGCACUGACAUCACCUCUUCGCGCACUGACAUCACCUCUUCGCGCACUGACAUCACCUCUUCGCGCACUGACAUAACCUCUUCACGCAAUGACAUCACCUCUUCGCGCAAUGACAUCACAUCUUCAAGCACCGAAAUCACAUCUUUGCGCACUGACAUCACCUCUUCGCGCACUGACAUCACCUCUUCGCGCAAUGACAUCACCUCUUCGCGCAAUGACAUCACCUCUUCGCGCACUGACAUCACCUCUUCGUGCACUGACAUCACCUCUUCACGCACUGACAUCACCUCUUCGCGUACUGACAUCACAUCUUCCCGCACCGUCAUCACAUCUUCGUGUACUGACAUCAUCAUGCUCUAUAGCAGCUUUCAUUGUCUCUCCAAAGACUUCAUGCUAAUUCAAUUAGCAUAA